Molecule: messenger RNA, 1148 nt
Organism: Aspergillus ruber CBS 135680
Lineage: Eukaryota; Fungi; Ascomycota; Eurotiomycetes; Eurotiales; Aspergillaceae
Product: hydroxyisourate hydrolase
Exons: 1
Coding region: 179-769 (196 amino acids)
Biological process (GO): purine nucleobase metabolic process
Molecular function (GO): hydroxyisourate hydrolase activity
Source: RefSeq, a predicted model, not a curated record
AAAGAUACCACAGUAUGGAUGUCGGUGUCCUCCGAUGAGACAGACUGCAUGACAGGUGGUCAGCCAGUGGUAGAUUCCUCUGCAGACCACCGUAUCUUUUCACCUUCUUUACAAUCCUUAUCUAGCUCGUCUUCCCCUUAUCCGUUCUUUAUCUUUCUUCAUCAUCUUGUCCUACUUGAUGGACUUAAACAAGCCACCUCCUCCACCUAGUGACCGAGUGAAUAGAACCACGGAGCGUCUCGCGCUCUAUCAAAACCAACUAGGCCACGGUCAACCUCCAGCAACAACGACAGCACCUCCGCCGACAACACACCCACCCCUCAGACUACGCACAAUGGCUCGCGAUCCCAUAACCUGUCACGCCCUCAACACCUUGACAGGCACACCCGCUGCCAACCUCCCCGUGACCCUAAGCCUACUUUCAAAUUCCGCCACCAGCAGCAACAGCUACAAACCCAUCCUUACAUACUACGCAACCACUGACGCGGACGGACGAGUCAAGCGCUGGACAUCCGCAUCGUCCACCGGAUCGACGAGCGUCCCCGAGUUCCUCGCCGCCCUACCGGCCGAUGACAGCAAGACCAGUUGGUCUGUGCGGUUUGAGACGGGGCCUUGGUAUGCGGCACAGGGCCUGGAGAGCUUCUGGCCGGAGGUGGAGGUGAAAUUUGUGGUCAAGGGACGGGGGAUGGAGGGGGAGGGGGGAUGGAGGCAUUAUCAUGUUCCGGUGUUGUUGGGGCCUUGGAGUUAUUCAACUUAUCGGGGGUCGUAGAUAGAUACCAUGGAAUGAAGUAUUGACAAUACAUAACAGCAGUACUGUUUACUUUGCGAUACUCAAUAUAUGAUUCAAAUCGUUCUGGACAAUGUUUAGUCGCGCAGUGCGGUACUUGUGGUUGACGUAUUCAAGUAUCGUACCUGUCCCGGCGGUCUGGAGAUUGAUAUAACUCGCAUGAAUAGGUCAUGUUUACAAUUACAUUCUGAGCAAUAUCAAGCCCAGGAUCCAGCGAUGAAUCCAUGUUCCUUGCAUCGAGUCAUGCGAAGAUCCAAGGAAUUGUCUGAGCUUGAUACGCGUUCAUCGUGCCCAGAUAUCAACUUAUUCACAGCACUCCGGUUAUGCAUUCUCCAGAUAUCCAGCAUUCCGUUCCUCCACC